AUGGGAGCUGGUUACAUGCCAGAUAUGUUUUUCCGGUUUGAUGAAAAGCGCGUGCAGACGAUGUUUCAGUACAUGCUUGAUAUGGGACUCAGCACCGUUCGUCUGGAAGUAAAUCAAGAAUACCCUGAGCUAUAUAACAUGGCCGAUCGCACUGGCAUGAUGAUUUUAGCCGGAUGGGAGUGCUGCGAUAAAUGGGGGGCUUGGGAGUACAACGAUGACAUCAAUGCCGUUAAAUGGGAGGAUCAAGAUUACGCAGUGGCCCAUACAUCAAUGGUCCACGAAGGCCAACACGGCUCCCAACUCAUCCAAGCAUAUUAG
This is a messenger RNA of Penicillium alfredii, 318 nucleotides long. RefSeq lists its product as uncharacterized. The coding region runs from base 1 to 318 and encodes 105 amino acids. The record is from RefSeq and is a predicted model, not a curated record. The transcript is spliced from 2 exons. Lineage: Eukaryota; Fungi; Ascomycota; Eurotiomycetes; Eurotiales; Aspergillaceae. Gene Ontology annotation, molecular function: hydrolase activity, hydrolyzing O-glycosyl compounds.